Molecule: messenger RNA, 2619 nt
Organism: Camellia sinensis
Lineage: Eukaryota; Viridiplantae; Streptophyta; Magnoliopsida; Ericales; Theaceae
Source: RefSeq, a predicted model, not a curated record
AAUUGAAUGGCUGGGAGCGGACCAGCAACAGUGAACAAUCAAUUGAGAGACUCCAUACAUACCCGAAUACAGAGAGCUUCACAAUUCACCCAGUUCUGAUCAACCACAACCCUAUCAUAAAUCUCCACAACUCUCUUUGCUCUCCAAUCUUCAAGUUAAUUUUCACUUCCCUGAAAACAUUUUCUCGAGAAAAUGCAAGCUCUGAGCAUCUGGCCCUCGAAAAAUGAGUUUUGGGUAGUACCCAAAUUAGAUAUGGAAGUAUCCCAAGUGGGUUCAUAUUGUAUUGCAAGCACAAAGAGAAGGUGUGGUCUCGUAUUGGUUUCAAGUAGUUCAAGGGGCAUUAAGAGUAGGGCUUGUUUUGGUUCUGCUCAAUUUGAUAUAGAAUUUAGGCUUUUCUCUGAAUACUCGAAAUUUAAAGUGUGUGUCUAUUGUGAGCCAAAAAAGAAAGGUUCUUUUGGGGCGUCUGUGGCAUUGUCAUGGACACUUGAAGGCCAAGAAAUUGCAGAUGAAUUUGUUAAAGAAGAUUCAGGUUUAUUGUCAGGGAAUAAUGUUAAGUGUGACAAUGUAGAUGAAAUAAAAAAAAAUGUGUUGGUUCUUGAUGAAAAUAACAAUCCAGAAGAAAAUGAAGAAGGGAAGGAUGUUGAAAAUGAGAAAGUAGGGAAAAAGAAGAGUGCUAGGGUUGAUGUACGCUCGCUUGCGUGGAGCUUAAGGUUUGCAAAAACUACUGAAGAUGUCGAAGAGGUUCUUAAGGACAAGGGUGAUUUGCCCAUUCAAGUGUACUCAACCAUGAUUCGAGGUUUAGGCAAAGACAAGAGACUACAUUCUGCUAUGGCUCUUGUUCAAUGGCUUAAGAAGAGGAAAAAAGAUGACAAUCGUUUCGUUGGUCCUAACCUUUUUGUAUAUAAUAGUCUUUUGGGUGCGGUGAAGCAGUCUGAACAAUUUGAGGAAGCGGAGAAAGUCAUGCACGAUAUGGCCACGGAAGGAGUGAUUCCUAAUGUUGUAACCUACAACACUUUAAUGUCAAUUUACAUAGAACAAGGGCAAGCAAUUAAGGCUCUUAAUCUUUUUCAAGAGAUAGAGAGGAAGGGUUUGUCUCCAUCUCCAGCAUCCUAUUCUACAGCUUUGCUGGCUUAUCGAAGACUGGAAGAUGGUUUUGGAGCUCUAAAGUUCUUUGUAGAAUUAAAAGAGAAGUAUCAAAAUGGCCGCAUAGGAAAACAUGGAGGUGAAGAUUGGGAAAAUGAGUUUGCUAAGCUUGAGAAUUUCACAGUUCGGAUUUGCCACCAAGUGAUUCGACAGUGGCUUGUGAAGAGUGGCAACUUAAGCAUUGAAGUUUUGAAACUUCUAACAGAUAUGGAUAGGGCCGGGCUUCAAACUGGGAAGGCAGAAUAUGAGCGCCUAGUGUGGGCGUGUACCCGUGAAGAACACUACAUUGUGGUGAAGGAAUUGUAUAGUAGGAUUAGAGAGAGCAAUUCUGAAAUAAGCUUAUCGGUUUGCAACCAUGUAAUUUGGUUGAUGGGGAAGGCUAAAAAGUGGUGGGCUGCUCUGGAGAUUUACGAGGAUUUGUUGGACAAAGGGCCAAAACCAAAUAACAUGUCAUAUGAAUUGGUAGUUUCUCAUUUUAACAUUCUACUGACGGCUGCUAGGAGAAGAGGAAUUUGGAAAUGGGGCAUUAGGUUACUCGACAAGAUGGAAGAAAAAGGCCUAAAACCGGGAAGUAGAGAAUGGAAUGCAGUUCUUGUGGCUUGUUCCAAGGCUUCAGAAACUUCUGCUGCGGUGCAGAUUUUUAGAAGAAUGGUGGAACGAGGUGAAAAACCCACGAUUAUCUCUUAUGGGGCUUUGCUCAGUGCUCUUGAAAAAGGAAAACUCUACGAUGAGGCCCUUCGUGUGUGGGAAAAUAUGAUUAAAGUUGGGGUUGAGCCAAACGUGUAUGCAUACACAAUUAUGGCUUCAAUUUACACUGCACAAGGAAAAUUUAACAUUGUAGAUUCAAUCAUCCGAGAUAUGAUUUCAUCUGGAAUUGAACCAACUGUUGUCACAUUCAAUGCAAUUAUCAGUGGAUGUGCAGAGACUAACAUGGGUAGUGCAGCAUACGAAUGGUUUCACAAAAUGAAAGCUCAAAACAUCUCAGCCAACGAAAUUACUUACGAAAUGCUGAUUGAGGCUCUCACAAAGGAUGGUAAACCAAAACUUGCCUAUGAUAUGUACUUGAGGGCUCACAAUGAAGGCCUAAAGCUCUCUUCAAGGGCUUAUGAUGCAGUCAUCCAAUCAUCAGAGAUUUAUGGUGCUACUAUUGAUGUAGGCAUUCUAGGUCCAAGACCACCGGAGAAAAAGAAAGUGAAAAUUAGAAAGAAAUUAUCAGAGUUCUGUAAUUUAGCUGAUGUUCCUCAGACAAGUAAACCAUUUGACAGAACGGAAAUUUACACUCCACAGACAGAAGCAAACCUGUAAGUAACUUGUAUUUUGUAAUCUGUGUCAUAUAUUUUGCAACUUGGGAGCUCUCAACCAACCUUUUAUAUAAGCAUCUUCUAAUGUAGAUUGUUGGCUGCUUGGAAGACACAUGUUCUUGCGUGUUUUUGCGAAAUUCUAUAUAAUGCAGAUAUUGGCUCAAUCUUAUUUUUU